AUGAGUAAAAUCAGGGGCCUCCCUCCCGAGGUCAGGGUCCCAGGCCCUGGAGUGGAACUUGGGGUGGAAGAUGGCCCUCUUUGUCAACUGAUUCAUUCUCCAGAAUUCAACUUGUUUCCCAACUCAACAGUGUUCGAAAGCAACUUUAUCCAGGUCACUAAGCCCGGGAACUGGAUGAAUGUCUAUGAAGGGUCAACCACCAUGAUCCUUGGGGUAACCUCCACCGUGCCCUCCUUGCCACUCCCCAACAUCCUCCUGAUGGCCAAUGUCACCUGGCCCCAGGGUCACCUUUCCACCUGGAGCACACCUGACCGCGCUCCGGUCAUCACCCUCAGCAGGAUCCUCCCCCUGAAGUUUGUGGAGCUACAAAUCUGUGACCGGCUCCAGCGCAUCCUGCGCCUUCGGACAGUGACUGAAAAGAUCUACUACCUGAAGCUCCACGAGAAACACCCAGAGGCUGUGUUUCAGUUUUGGGUCCGCUUGGUGACAAUUCUGCAGCAAGGUCUGUCCAUCACCACCAAAGACCCGAGGAUCCAGUUCACGCACUGCCUGGUGCCCAAGCUGUGCAGCAGCUCCACGGAAGCAACACCUGUGAGCAGCCUCCCGCCAUCCUCCCAGCCCAGUGAGAACUCCAUGCUGUUGGCAGCGGAGCGGACCAGCGGCAGUUUCUCACAUUUCCCAGGAAGGUCUCCGCUCCUGGCAGACAGAAACACAGACGCUGAGACUGAGAUCAGUGAUUCCAACAGCUACCACACACCCUUGCCUGUAACGUCUCUAGUCAGUUUGAAUAUGCCCACCAGAGCCGCCUUGAACCACAGCCUCAGGAAGCAAGAGAAGCAGAUGACUACUUCCCUCCCGCUCCUGUAG
Messenger RNA from Phyllostomus hastatus (greater spear-nosed bat), 867 nucleotides. RefSeq names its product golgi associated RAB2 interactor 1A (gene GARIN1A). NCBI's taxonomy places the organism in Eukaryota, Metazoa, Chordata, Mammalia, Chiroptera, Phyllostomidae. Bases 1 to 867 code for a protein of 288 amino acids. The record is from RefSeq and is a predicted model, not a curated record. The transcript is spliced from 5 exons. Gene Ontology annotation, cellular component: nucleus.